CUGGCUCCGGCGCUGGUUCUGGCCCAGGUCCAUCCUCCGCUUCAGCCUCCUCUCAACACCAGCAAGGCCCUCCUCCCGGCUACCAGUCGCCUCCCAAACCGGUGCUCAACAUGUCGCACACCUACUCACGGUCCAGCCCCGCGGCCAACUACGACACGCCGGCCUCGUCGUCGUCCUACCACGCCUACACGCCCACCACUCCCAGCGGCUCGUCCUCGCAGUUCAUCUCGCCUCAGGAUGCCGCAAAGUACAAUGCCCCGGGCUCGCAGCGCACCUUUUCCAACACGCCGCUGGGCCUGGCUGACAUCCGGCCGCGCGCCGACUCCAGCAUGUCUGAUGGGGCUCCCGGCACGCUUGGCUACGAGCUUGCCAACACACAGCCUGGCCCAAGCAAUUACCUGGCUCCGUGGCCCAUCUACGCCUUUGACUGGUGCAAGUGGACGCCCCGCGGCAAUGGCGCUGGCAAGGUCGCUGUCGGCAGCUAUCUCGAAGACGGCCACAACUUUAUCCAAAUCUUAGAUAGCCAGAUUGCCCCGACCCCUCAAGAUGUAUACACCCCCGGCACGUCCAAGUACAAUCUCGAGUUUACCAAGGUUGCCGAGGCCACACAUUCGUAUCCCGUAACGCGGCUGCUGUGGGAGCCUCCCUCUUCGCAGAAGCAGUCCACCGAUCUCUUGGCCACCUCUGGUGAUCACCUAAGGCUGUGGUCGCUGCCGUCCGAGACAUCUGCGAACCCGGGAAACACAAUUACACGCCCGGGUCGCGACUCGGUUGUCACAAAAUUGACUCCUCUGGCACUCUUGUCAAACUCCAAGACGCCCGACCAUACAGCGCCGCUGACGUCUCUCGACUGGAAUACCGUUUCUCCCAGCCUCAUCAUCACCUCCAGCAUUGAUACCACCUGCACAAUAUGGGACAUUCCAUCAUUGACUGCCAAGACGCAACUAAUUGCACAUGACAAGGAGGUAUACGACGUAAGAUUCUGUGCAAAGAGCGUGGAUGUCUUUGUCAGCUGCGGUCAGGAUGGAAGCGUACGCAUGUUUGACUUGAGGAGCCUGGAGCACUCGACCAUCAUCUACGAGCCAACAGGAAAAGAGGAUCGAACAGAAGCAGGAGGCCGUAUGAGCCCUACGACUGCCCAGCAGACUCUUUCGAACCCUCCCCCGCUGCUGCGGUUAGCUACAUCUCCUCACGAUACCCAUCUUCUCGCAACCUUUGCUCAGGACUCAAACGUGAUUCGGAUCCUAGACGUUCGACAGCCUGGCCAGGCUCUGCUUGAGCUUCGAGGACACUCCGGCCCAGUCAACUGCAUAGAGUGGUCUCCAUCACGGCGAGGCACACUGGCCUCGGGAGCAGAUGACUGCCAAGUGCUACUGUGGGAUCUCAUGAACUCCUCGUCCAUCAAUGGCACCCAGCAGCAGGAGAACCAAAGAAGCCCUGUUGCGUGCUGGGACUGCGACUAUGAAAUUGGAAACCUAGGCUGGGUACCGCAUUUGCAAGGCACCGAUGGUGGAGAAUGGCUCGGUGUCGGUGCAGGACGAGGCGUUUGGGGCGUUAAAGUGUAGUGAGAGGCCUUGUGCUGGGAAAUGUCCAAGAACGACUAAAGGACAAGGACAAGGACAACGAAAAGGCCAUCCAGUGCUUUUGCCUCAUCCUCACUAUAUGCACCGGCGCCAACUGAUAUAGACUUGGCUGCUCAACGGAGGGUAUAUGUAUCACCUAAACUUGAAAAAGGGAAUUAUUGGAGUUUUGUACCAGCGGCCCAGGUUGUAUGAUGCCGGCCACUUUGGAGUAUGGAGACAGUGACGAGUAACGAUUGGAAGUUUUCGGUUAAAUGGGAUUGGUAGCGCAGUGCGAGGGGUGUGUCGUGUCAUACGGGGGGGUCCUUUAUCACAUUUAGUUUGUCGCAAUUUGAAGCCGCGAGAUUCUAGCAGACCUGGCCUUAUAAAUAUAGCGAGUAUAUGCAUCAUCC
Molecule: messenger RNA, 1972 nt
Organism: Trichoderma atroviride IMI 206040
Lineage: Eukaryota; Fungi; Ascomycota; Sordariomycetes; Hypocreales; Hypocreaceae
Cellular component (GO): nucleus
Molecular function (GO): protein binding
Source: RefSeq, a predicted model, not a curated record